Mollisia scopiformis is the source of this 334-nucleotide messenger RNA. RefSeq lists its product as uncharacterized. The record is from RefSeq and is a predicted model, not a curated record. Lineage: Eukaryota; Fungi; Ascomycota; Leotiomycetes; Helotiales; Mollisiaceae. The transcript has a single exon. Bases 52 to 213 code for a protein of 53 amino acids.
CUUCUGUGCAUUCGGUCAUAGAUGCGGUGUGUCUCUCCAAAGUGCUUGCAGAUGUGCUCGUGCGUUGCGCAUCGAUAUCCCAUCCUUUCCCUCUUGGGCCCGACUUUAUUUCACGAUCAGUUCAUCGGACUUAAAAAAAAUGGUCAAGGAUUGCUGAUCAGCAACCUGCUGCCAGCAGCCAUGAGACAAGCCCUUGUUGUUUCAGCGCCCUAGUCCGGUACGUACUUCUCCAUUUUACAGAAGUCCGAAGCAGAUAUAUUUAGGAUGAGACUUCGCUUGGAGUCGACUAAGAUCAGAUGUCAGUACCACUCUGGAGACCAUGGACGCUUAAUGC